UGUGCAUCUUGGUUAAGAGGACAUUACUGCUUUUAUUUAAACGUUGAUUUUAUAGGUUUUAUACAACGUGAUGUCGUUAUAUAUGAACCAGAAAAGAGUAACAGCAUAUUGAACCAUAUUUCUUGUUCUUAAAGCGUCAUAUUUUUCAAAUUUUAUUAAAUACACUACCUGCACAUGUUACAGUAACACAAAUGCAGAAAAUGUUGCCUUUGAUUGACUUUUAUCGAUGUGUACUUUGAUAGCAUUACAUUAUAGUUUUCCUAGAACGCAGUAUUUUGUAACUAAAAAAACAUAAACAUAUUGAGAAAUGUUUACAGUUUUAUAAAACAAUAGCUAGAUAGUUAGCAAUCAUUGUUUGAAUUUAAUCAUUCCACUUACAAUCCUAAUCUUAAAUCAGAGAUAAGCUAUCCAUGAUACACAAUAUUUGUCCAGUUUCUAAAAAUAUUUGAAAUAAUAUGGAUGUUUCCACAAAAAGUGCAGCCUCUAAAAGAGAGUCUUUUGCAAAAUCAAAAUCAGUGAGUAAAAAUGCAAGCUUGCGUCUGCAAAGACAUCGGCGAUUGGAGAGACAGGAUUCUAUUGGAGCAAUAGAAGAACUAAUACAAUGUGGAAUAUGCCUUGAAAAGCUCUCAGACCCCAAAAUGCUGCCUUGCCAGCACACUUUUUGCUUGCCUUGUCUCCAUUCCCACGUAAUGGCAAAGAAAAUCUUACUCAAGCAAGCGAGUCUUGAAAGCCAAGAUGUCCUAGCCAAAAAGCCAGUAGCUAUCAAGUGUCCCGUAUGCCAAAACAAAGUUAAUUUAGAAAAGGGCGUCGAUUCCUUAAACGACUUGCCCAAAAAUCUCUACAUUGACUCUGUGUUAAAACUGGUCGAAAGCAAUAUUCCGCCAGUUAGUUCGAAACCCGAUCGUUGCGUCAAAUGCCAUAUUUUUUCGCGAGGGGAUGAACAGUGUUGUCAGCAUUGCAUGCAGGUGUUUUGCAAUGUUUGUUGGAACGAACAUUUGUCUGAAUUAGAAUCGAAUGUUUCUAUCUUAGUCAAACAAGUGGACGAGUCAAAAAUGAGGCUUGAUCAUAAAUUGGAGAAUAUUGAGAAUCGGUGCGGACAGUUGGUGGAUAAUAUUAAAGAAGCGACUGAACGCAAAAUGGAAUUGUUGAAAAUGGAUGAAGAAAAAGUUUUGAAAGAAGUUGAAUCAAUUGUCCGUGAGGGGAAAAAAAAUUAUAACAAAAUUAGUAGCAAAAUAGAUGAGUUAAAAAAUAAAUUGACUUCUAAUACUUUGCAAAAUUCUCCUGGGAAGAUUUUUAGUUUUAUGAAUUUGCAUAAAGAGACGUCACGACUUCUCUCCUUAGUUACACAUUACGGCGAAGCUCGUGUAAUCUUUGAUCCAGAAUCAUUCAAACUUGACCAAGACACAGAAGGGAUUUAUUCAGAUGUUGGUGAUAAUGAAAUUUCCACUUCCCGAAGUACCAACUCUUUAGAACGAUUCGAAUCAGCAAGUCAAAAUUACAAAAACCGAUCAUUUAUUCCUAAAUUAGUCUGGAACAAGUGCCCAAGACCAGCCGACGUUGGAAUCCCUCCAUGGGACAACCGUUUGCUUUAUAUUGCCGCAACUGACACUCACACUGUCUUAAUCCUAAACCGAGAUCGAAGAAAAUUAGAAGGCAGACUAAUUUCCUCCGAAAUGGUCUAUCCCCAAGGCAUCGCAUUCUCAAAAACCCACCAAGAAAUUUACGUUUCGGACAAAUGGAAGCACUGCAUUCACGUAUUCUCCAAAAACGGGGACUACCUAAGAGAUAUGCUUUCAAAAGGCAAUGGUCUUAGCAAAGUCCGAAGCCCCGACGGGAUUGCUGUGGGCCCCAACGACGAACUUGUGAUUUGUGACAGCGGCAACGACAGGAUUAUAAUAAUUAACUCCCAAACAGGAGAACACAUCUCCACUAUAGGCACAGUGGGCAACAAAACAACCUUAAAUAUGCCAACGGGGGUCGCAAUGAGUGGCGAUAAGAUAAUCGUCGCAGAUACGGGGAAUCACAGAAUUAAGAUUUUUUACUUGGACGGAAGGAAGUUGCACGAAUUUGGGGCUUUGGGUCGAGGGAAAGGGCAGUUUAGGUCGGCGGAAGUUGUAGCCGUUGAUCCUGCAGGGUUUAUUUUAGUUGGAGAUGGGGGUAAUGGGAGGGUUCAAAUUUUUAAACCCGAUGGUAGUGUCGCGAAAAUUUUUGGGGGGUCAAGUAGUGACGGGUUUGGGUGGGUCUCGGGGAUUUGUGUGACGAGUGAUUUAGAUAUUGUUGUGGCUGACAGCAAAACACGCUCUUUGAGAAUUUAUUAAACGAUGGUUUAUUGUUUUUAUUCUAUGGUGUAGGGGAGAUACAAUUUUAUAAACGUCGUUUAUAUUUUACUUAUUUGUACUUAUUUUAAUAAAAAAUGUUUUACACCCAUAA
Molecule: messenger RNA, 2430 nt
Organism: Tribolium madens (black flour beetle)
Lineage: Eukaryota; Metazoa; Arthropoda; Insecta; Coleoptera; Tenebrionidae
Product: RING finger protein nhl-1-like
Exons: 4
Coding region: 456-2318 (620 amino acids)
Biological process (GO): protein polyubiquitination; negative regulation of translation; proteasome-mediated ubiquitin-dependent protein catabolic process
Molecular function (GO): ubiquitin protein ligase activity; translation repressor activity; protein binding
Source: RefSeq, a predicted model, not a curated record